Molecule: messenger RNA, 991 nt
Organism: Trematomus bernacchii (emerald rockcod)
Lineage: Eukaryota; Metazoa; Chordata; Actinopteri; Perciformes; Nototheniidae
Gene: zte38
Product: zebrafish testis-expressed 38
Exons: 12
Coding region: 19-951 (310 amino acids)
Source: RefSeq, a predicted model, not a curated record
AAUAGUGAUAAGGUGAAAAUGGCUGCUGGGAAGAUGUGCACCAGGAAGAGCAAGGAGGAAACUGCCGAGUGGAUAGGAUUGUUCCUGAAUGACUUGAAAACGGAGCAGGAGUCUCUCGUUUUUGUCAAGAGGAUGAUGGCGGUGGCGGUGUCCUCCAUCACCUACCUCAGAGGGAUCUUUCCAGAAGAUGCCUACAGGUCCAGAUAUCUGGAAGAUUUGUGCAUCAAAGUUUUGCGUGAAGACAGCAACACUCCUGGUGCCAGCAAGGUUGUGAAAUGGAUGAUGGGCUGCUUUGAUGCUUUAGAGAAGCAGUAUCUCCAGGUUGUUUUCAUUGGGGUGUACACCAAUCCAGAUGAACCUAAUUGCAUUAUCGAGUCGUACCAGUUCAAAUAUAAAUACACUGAGAAGGGGCCUGAGAUGAACAUACUCAGGAACAACGAUGUGGAGAUGCAGGUGACAUUGGAGGACACCAAAAAAGCCUCAGUGCUGCUCAUCAGGAAGCUCUUCCUGCUCAUGCAAAACCUGGAAGCCCUCCCCAACAACGUGUACAUCACCAUGAAACUCUACUAUUAUGAUGACAUCACCCCGGCCGACUACCAGCCCCCAGGCUUCAAAGAGGGCGAAUGUGAUAGCCUGUGGUUCGAAGGCAUGGCCGUGCACUUCAAGGUGGGCGAGGUGCAGACGGCGUUCCACACCUUGCUAGUGCGCGUGUCAGCCGAACAAAGCCGGCUGGAGAAGCUUCAAGAAGGGAAUCACCUGAGGGACAGCAAGCAGGAUUCUCUGAGACAUCCUGCAGAGAGCGAGACCAUCGAGGACCCUCUUGAGAAAACAUACGACGAAGAGGAUCUGCCUUCUGAAGAUGAGUCUGCUGCACAGUUCAAGAAACCUAAAAAACCCAUGGCAAAGAGAAAUGCAGCUACCAGAAAUCUGUCGCGGAAGAAGAGGAUUUAGCCACAACAUCAAACAAUAUAAUAAGCUGUCAGCAAUGAAC